UGCACAGGGAACCUAGGAGUAGUAAACGGCAUGUUGUGAUUGUUGUUACCCUGGAAGCUGAUUACAGAACAAACUGAGCGCAAAAUUAAUCGAUCCUCGAAAAUAGUUGAAUAAAGGUUGAAAAAUGAGUAAAGAUGCCCAGAUGAGAGCAACAAUAAACCAGAAGCUAAUUGAAAUGGGAGAAAGAGAACGCCUAAAAGAGUUGCUUCGAGCCAAACUUAUUGAAUGUGGAUGGAAGGACCAGUUGAAAGCACACUGUAAAGAUGUGAUCAGGGAAAAGGGAUUGGAACACGUGACAGUUGAAGAUCUGGUUGCAGAAAUUACUCCAAAAGGCAGAGCUCUUGUUCCAGACAGUGUGAAGAAAGAACUAUUACAGAGAAUAAGGACCUUUUUAGCCCAGAACGCCACCCUGUGAAUGUGGCAGUAAUACGCUCGGAUGCCAUUGUCUUUUGUUUUGAGCUGCAGUGCUCAAUCUGAAGCUUUCGCUGGACAGUCAUUUUGUUGUAUUGCAAAGUUGACAUUUUUUGAUAUUGCCAUUUUAAAAAAAGACAAAUUGCAUUAACAAUUAGUAAACGAUAGUACAAUUUAAAUUUUAUAUAUAUAUAAUAAUGUGUAACUAUAUAUAAUGUGUAUCUUGUGUGAACAGUUUUCUUUGGGUAUUUAGCAAGAAGGUUCCCAGUGAAAUACGUGUAAUGUAUUUCUUUUGCUUUGGUAUUUCUUUAAGUUAUAUGGCUGGUUUUACAAACCCAUAUUUCUCAUUCGUGUUGGGCUGUUGCAUCUCACUAGUUGAAUAUUUUUCAAAUCAACUAAGUAAUUGUCCCUAAGCACCCCUAGAUGUUCUACUUGAUGACAGCAUGUAAAGUUGUUUUUUAGCACCCUUUCUUUCUCAAGUGAAGUUUCCCACCCCAAAGAAAACAGCUUGUCUCGAUCUGGUUCAUAGUUGUGUUUUCAUUAACCCCCAGUUGACAGUCAUUACUAGUCGUCCCCCCCCCCCCCCCCC
Polyodon spathula (Mississippi paddlefish) is the source of this 1000-nucleotide messenger RNA. Its product is annotated as transcription and mRNA export factor ENY2. The record is from RefSeq and is a predicted model, not a curated record. Gene Ontology annotation, cellular component: DUBm complex; nuclear pore; SAGA complex. Lineage: Eukaryota; Metazoa; Chordata; Actinopteri; Acipenseriformes; Polyodontidae. Bases 125 to 415 code for a protein of 96 amino acids. The transcript has 5 exons. Gene Ontology annotation, biological process: positive regulation of DNA-templated transcription; regulation of transcription by RNA polymerase II; poly(A)+ mRNA export from nucleus. Gene Ontology annotation, molecular function: chromatin binding; transcription coactivator activity.